Molecule: messenger RNA, 1371 nt
Organism: Linum tenue
Lineage: Eukaryota; Viridiplantae; Streptophyta; Magnoliopsida; Malpighiales; Linaceae
Source: the annotation of a GenBank genome assembly
CUUUAAACAAUUCUUCAUUUUUGGGUGCGGGGUCUCUCUGCGCAUUUGUAUACGCGUCUCGCCUACAAAUACCCAUUCCUCUACCUUCUGCCACCUCUCCUCUGGUUCUGCCUGCUUCGCUCUUCAUUUCAUAGACUGUCGAUUCCGUGUUUCCUUUCCGUGGAUUAAUUGGGAAAGCCCUCUCCUGGAAUCGAAGUUUCUAGGUUUCCCUCUGUGUUCUUCUUUCUCUGGGCCGUGAUGGGUGCUAACAUCUCUUCGAUCUUCAUGGAUCCGGCGACGGCUCGCUCUCUGUUCGGCGCUUUCGCGGUUCCAAUCCAACAGCCGCCGCGGAGACCGACUCUGGGAGACUUGCCGGAGAGCUGCGUGGCGCCGAUUCUCGCUAAUUUGGAUCCCGUCGAGAUUUGCAAGCUGGCGACGCUCAACAGGGCGUGUCGCGGCGCGUCUUGGGCUGAUUUCGUCUGGGAGUCCAAGUUGCCGGAGAAUUAUCGGGCCCUUAUGGAGAGAGUGUUGGGCGUUGAAGACGCUGAUGGGAAGAGGAUUAGCAAGAGAGAGAUUUACACCAGACUUUGCGCUGCCAAUACUAUUGAUGAUGGCUCUAAGAAAGUGUGGCUUGAUAAGACGACUGGCGGUGUCUGUCUAUCUCUUGCAUCCAAGGGCUUAAUGAUAACUGGCAUCGAUGAUCGACGAUACUGGAACCACAUUCCAACCGAGGAAUCAAGAUUCUCCUCUGUUGCCUAUCUUCAGCAGAUAUGGUGGUUUGAGGUUGGUGGAGAGUUCGAGUUCCCAUUCCCAGCAGGCACCUACAGUCUGUUCUUCAGGCUACAGCUGGGUCGAACUGCUAAGAGGUUUGGUCGGAGGAUCUGCAACACUGAGCAUGUCCAUGGUUGGGACAAAAAACCAGUUCGGUUUGAACUGACUUCCAACGGUCAGUAUGCAUCUUCACAGCGGUUCUUGAAUGAUACCGGGAAGUGGAACUUGUACCAUGCUGGUGAUUUUGUCGUCCACAAAGAUAACGAUGCUUCAAUGACGAAGCUUAAGUUCUCGAUGACACAGAUCGAUUGUACACACACAAAGGGAGGUCUGUGUUUGGACACUGUACUUGUAUUGCCUAGUAAAUUUAGAGAAAGGUUGAAGCAUUUUUGAGGCGGAUUCAUACCUUUUGAUAAUAGUAGCAGCGAGAGAAGACUCGCUAAAAAAAAAAAGCAGCGAGAGAAGAUCGUUUUAGGAGAAGAAAUAGCUCAUCAUCUCUUGUGUCAUAUAUGUGUUCAAGUAGAGCAAUGUGUAUAUUCCGGUUUUGUAUUCUUUGUCAGUUUAUCGGUCGCAUACAAUGUAAUUCUUUCAGUUCCUUUUAUUACUGGAGAAAAGAACUUC